AUGGCUCAACAGGAGGAAGGCUGGCCUCUGGGUUUGCAGCCAAUGCAUGUGAGAGUUGGGUUGGCUCAAAACAAUGAGUUUUCCGGUUCAGUGUCAUUCAACACUUUACUCACUGGUUCUCCAACUUCCUCUACAGAUUCCUCUUCAGAUCUAGACACAGAGUCCACUGGGUCUUUUUUCCAUGACAGGAGCAUUACACUUGGGAGCCUUAUUGGAAUCAAUAACAUUCUAGAGCUAUCAAGAAGAUCACUGAGGGGAAGAAAAACUGAUCAGGUCUGUAAAGACAGGAAGAGCAACAGCACCACCAAGUUCAGAUUGUGUUUUUUCUCUCUAUGUUCCAGGGACAGUACAGAUGGUGAGAAUGUGAACAAAAACAACCAUCCUCCAUCUCUUGGUCACUUCCUUGCAGUGGAGAGAAGAGCAGCCAAUGAAAAUUAUAGAGAAAACCCACCAAUUUAUGGACCAGAUGAUGAGGUUGCUUUAGCUGAUCAUCAGCCUGCUACACAACCCAACUCACUGUUUGUUGAUGGUCAAGUUGCUCCUCCUCAAUCUAGUCCAUGGCUUGGUUCAGACCAUGUUGACCAGAGAAAACCAGUUCUGUUUUCAUGUAUGUGUGGUGGGCAACUCUCCCAGUGA
Prunus armeniaca (apricot) is the source of this 636-nucleotide messenger RNA. The record is from the annotation of a GenBank genome assembly. NCBI's taxonomy places the organism in Eukaryota, Viridiplantae, Streptophyta, Magnoliopsida, Rosales, Rosaceae.